Molecule: messenger RNA, 2679 nt
Organism: Cololabis saira (Pacific saury)
Lineage: Eukaryota; Metazoa; Chordata; Actinopteri; Beloniformes; Belonidae
Product: actin-related protein 2
Exons: 9
Coding region: 77-1261 (394 amino acids)
Biological process (GO): Arp2/3 complex-mediated actin nucleation
Cellular component (GO): Arp2/3 protein complex; actin cortical patch
Molecular function (GO): actin filament binding
Source: RefSeq, a predicted model, not a curated record
CUGGCGUCUCUCACUUCCGGCUCCAGAGAGAGGAAAGUUGAGGAAGCUUCAGCCGCAACCGGGCAGCUCUGACAAAAUGGACAGCCAAGGAAGGAAAGUGGUGGUCUGUGACAACGGAACCGGGUUUGUCAAGUGUGGCUAUGCGGGCUCCAACUUCCCAGAGCACAUAUUCCCUGCGCUCGUUGGGAGACCCAUCAUCCGCUCAACAGCCAAAGUGGGAAACAUUGAAAUCAAGGACCUUAUGGUGGGAGAUGAGGCCAGUGAACUGCGCUCCAUGCUGGAGGUGAACUACCCCAUGGAGAAUGGCAUCGUCAGGAACUGGGAUGACAUGAAACACCUGUGGGACUACACCUUCGGCCCGGAGAAGCUCAACAUCGAGUCGCGCAACUGCAAGAUCCUUCUGACCGAACCUCCCAUGAACCCCACCAAGAAUCGCGAAAAAAUCAUUGAGGUGAUGUUUGAGACCUACCAGUUUGGAGGAGUCUACAUUGCUAUUCAGGCUGUGCUAACACUGUAUGCCCAAGGCCUUCUCACUGGUGUCGUGGUGGACUCGGGUGAUGGUGUGACGCACAUCUGUCCCGUGUAUGAGGGUUUCAGUCUACCCCACCUGACCAGACGCCUGGACAUCGCAGGCAGGGACAUCACCCGCUACCUCAUUAAGUUGUUGCUGCUGAGGGGCUACGCCUUCAACCACUCUGCAGACUUUGAGACGGUGCGCAUGAUGAAGGAGAAGUUGUGCUAUGUGGGCUACAACAUCGAGCAGGAGCAGAAACUGGCCCUGGAGACCACUGUGCUGGUGGAGUCGUACACGCUGCCAGAUGGUCGUGUGAUCAAGGUGGGCGGAGAGCGCUUUGAGGCCCCCGAGGCUCUGUUCCAGCCCCACCUCAUCAACGUGGAGGGCGUUGGAGUGGCUGAGCUCCUCUUCAACACCAUCCAAGCAGCUGACAUAGACACCAGACCCGAGUUCUACAAACACAUUGUGUUGUCUGGGGGAUCCACCAUGUACCCGGGCCUGCCGUCACGGCUGGAGAGAGAACUCAAGCAGCUCUACCUCGAGCGCGUGCUCAAGGGAGAUGUGGAGAAACUUUCGAAAUUUAAGAUCCGGAUUGAGGAUCCUCCCAGACGAAAGCACAUGGUGUUCCUGGGCGGAGCCGUGCUGGCCGACAUCAUGAAGGACAAGGACAACUUCUGGCUGACCCGGGAGGAGUACCAGGAAAAAGGAGUCCGUGUGCUGGAAAAACUUGGAGUCACCGUCAGAUAAAGCAUUGGACGGACGCAAAAAAUAAAAAAAUACAACAAACAAACAUAUACACACACACACACAUUCACAAAACACACACAUUUCCCCUCUAGCCCACAUUGCAAAGUAUAUAUUCCUUUUCACUUUGUUUUGGCUUCUGAUUUUCCUCAGACAUCAAAGGGAAUCAAGCCUUCACUUCUCCCUCCUCCUCUUCUCUCUCCUCCUGCUUCUUCUUCCUCUCCUCACCUGGUUGAGGACCGACUCACUUUUCCACGCAAGCCCUAAAACGUAAUUUCAGCUUUGCAGAUUUUCCGCUGAAACCCCCCUCUUGAUUUUCAAGAAGCGGGGUUUCCGCUCUAAAUUUAAGGGCCAAUGUUUCCCUGGUGGAACCACAACAGGAGAUGUUCACUUAAGAACCGUCUUGUCAUAGUUUUAAAUUUGGCAGGUGAAACCACGAGCUGAAAGUGUAUUUUCUUUAUCAAACUAUUAGAGGGGGUUGAAAAAGACAGAUGCAAAAAUCCUAACUCGUAAAGACACAAUCACAUCUCAUCACAAAUAGCCACGGCCGCUUUCAGCAUCUGUUCCAGGUGAGCGCAAAGUGAUCACAUUUUUAUGUCGGUUUUUAUAUUUGAUAUCAUGACGUUUCUUUCCCGGGAGAGGGAUCUUGCUUUUUUUUUUCUUUUUUGUUGGAUGUAUGAGUUGAGUUCAUAUCUUAAAACUUGAUACACGUGUUUUCCAUUAACGUUUGUUGCUGUGCACUACUACCAUUGUAAAUGGAGUGUAUUGUGGUGACAGAAAUUCCUUGUUUUCUUUUUUUUUCCUCUUUCUUUCUUUAAGAAGAACAGAUGGUUGAUUCAUAAAUACACAAAGUAAAGGCCCCUGAGCUUAAAAUUGGGUGUGUGACGGUACUUUGGGGUUUAGCGGGUGGUGAGACAGUGAUAUGAUGUGGGGGGGGGUUUAAUAAUUGUUGUUUAUCAAACAGCCUCGCCUCUGCCUCUUCUGGAUGAAAAACUAACGCUGAUUGAAUGGAUUUCAGCAGCAAUAUUUCCCAAUCCCACGACACCUCGUGUGUCAUAUUCUCAGAUCCAUCAUGGCUUGGUCGCAGUUGCAGAUUAAGGAUCAGAUCAUUAUGAAAAAUAAAAAGACAGUAUCUUAUUGACGUUGCAAUGUUGUCGAGACCAUAUUUAAUUUCUCCAGUCUGACUCCCAACAGUUGACUUAAUGAUUACUGGAGGCACUUCUAUUUUGAGUAUAAAUGUGUAAAUUUUUUUUUUCCUCUUUCCAUGAACGUCUAUCCAGUGCCAAGUGCAGUUAAUGUUAACUGGAUCUCUCACGGUUUAAUGUCUUUCUUUUGAUGCUGUUUUUGUUUUUAUUUCCCUGUGUUGUUCAUAGCAUAACUGCCUAACGCUGAUUUAAAUAAAGAAAAGUGAUUUAUAAGGA